AUGCCUGCAACUCCACCUGUUGAGACGCACCUCUCCUGUGUCCUCAGAAGCGCCCUCCUCAGACAGCAGAGAUGGGGCGCUGGGCAGGNGGCCGUGGCUGGGGACCCGGAGCCAGAGGCUCCGCCGGGGCAGGAGCGCGACCUCAAGGGCCGACCGGUCCGCCUCCGCGCGGGCACUUUCUGGCUGACAAGGAUCGUGCUCCUGAGGGCCCUCGCUUUCGUUUAUUUUGUGGCAUUCUUGGUGGCCUUCCAUCAGAACAAGCAGCUGAUUGGAGACAGGGGACUGCUGCCCUGCAGGGUGUACCUGCAGAGCGUGCAGCGGCACUUCGGAGGGCGCGUCAGCUGGGAUGCCCUGAGCUACGCCCCCACCGUCCUCUGGCUGCUGGACUGGUCUCAAAUGGAUGCCAACCUGGAUGCCCUGGCCCUCCUCGGGCUGGGCAUCUCCUCGUUCAUCCUGGUCUCCGGCUGCGCCAAUAUGGUCCUCAUGGCUGCGCUCUGGGUCCUCUACAUGUCCCUGGUCAACGUGGGACAGAUCUGGUACUCCUUUGGGUGGGAGUCCCAGCUCCUGGAGACCGGCUUCCUGGGCAUCUUCCUCUGCCCUCUCUGGACGCUGUCUGCGCUGCCCAGGGGCACCCCCACGUCCCGGGUCGUCGUGUGGGGCUUCCGGUGGCUGAUUUUCAGAAUCAUGCUCGGAGCGGGCCUGAUCAAGAUCCGAGGGGACCGGUGCUGGCAGGACCUCACCUGCAUGGACUUCCACUAUGAGACACAACCGGUGCCCAACCCCGUGGCCUACUUCCUGCACCGCUCCCCGUGGUGGUUCCACCGCUUCGAGACGCUCAGCAACCACUUCCUGGAGCUGCUGGUGCCCUUUUUUGUCUUCCUCGGACGGCGGAUGUGCAUCGUCCACGGGACCCUGCAGGUCCUGUUCCAGGUGGUCCUCAUCAUCAGCGGGAACCUGAGCUUCCUGAACUGGCUGACCAUCGUGCCCAGCCUCGCCUGCUUUGAUGACGCCACCCUAGGCGGCCUGUUUCCCUCGGGGCCUGGCCGCCUCAAGGACCAAGUCCUGAAGAUUCAGAAGGAGGAGGCCCGAGGGGCUGGGGCCCCGCGGACGCGCGGCUGUGUGGCACGGGGCACAGUCAACCUGGUGCUGGGCGUUUUGGUGGCCUGGCUCAGCAUCCCUGUGGUCCUCAACUUGCUGAGCCCCCGGCAGGUCAUGAACAGCUCCUUCAACCCCCUUCGGAUCGUCAACACAUACGGGGCCUUUGGCAGCAUCACCAGGGAGCGCACAGAGGUCAUCCUGCAGGGCACAGCCAGCGCCAACGCCAGCGCCCCCGAUGCCGCCUGGGAGGACUACGAGUUCAAGUGCAAGCCCGGGGACCUGAGGCGGCGCCCCUGCCUCAUCUCACCGUACCACCACCGCCUGGACUGGCUCAUGUGGUUCGCUGCCUUCCAGACCUACGAGCACAACGAGUGGAUCAUCCACCUGGCGGGCAAGCUCCUGGCCAACGACGCGCAGGCCCUGUCCCUGCUGGCCCACAACCCCUUUGAGGGCCGGGCCCCCCCCAGAUGGGUCCGAGGAGAGCACUACAGGUACAAGUUCAGCCGCCCUGGGGGCAGGCACGCGGCCGAGGGCAAGUGGUGGAUCCGCAGGCGGCUCGGCCCCUACUUCCCGCCUCUCAACCUCCAGGACCUGCGGGGCUACUUCACAUCCCGGGAGUGGCCGUACCCGGAACCUGAGUAGAGGCAGCCCAGGGCUCGUGCUGGGAAAUAAAGCAGGAGGACAGCG
Messenger RNA from Odocoileus virginianus texanus, 1785 nucleotides. RefSeq names its product lipase maturation factor 1 (gene LMF1). Gene Ontology annotation, cellular component: endoplasmic reticulum membrane. Gene Ontology annotation, biological process: protein maturation. NCBI's taxonomy places the organism in Eukaryota, Metazoa, Chordata, Mammalia, Artiodactyla, Cervidae. The record is from RefSeq and is a predicted model, not a curated record.